GGGUUUUAGGGUUCUUAUGGCGGUGAGCAACCGGGUGCUGCGCAAUCGGCCCAAGGCGCGCUACAUGAGAGCGUGCAAGCUAUAUGUAAAUGGCCUCGCGUGGGGAGUCGAUGAUCUAUCGCUGCGCGGCGCGUUUGAGGAGUUUGGCGACGUGAUUGACACGAAAGUCAUGACCGAUCCAGACACUGGUAGAUCAAAGGGCUUUGGAUUCGUCACAUUCAAGCGGGAGGACGAAGCCAAGGAAGCGCUGGAAUCCAUGGAUGGGAAGGACUUCGCCGGUCGCAGCAUUCGCGUCGAUUACGCCAAGACGCAGAAGGAAAUGCAGCAAAACCCGCCGAGCUACCGGAACUUCCUCGACCUGCUCUCGGAGAUUCCCAAUACGAAGAGCAUUGCGAGCCCCUCGCAUUUUCUAUUGCGCUGCGCAGCGGCUAUGGCGAUGUCCUCUUCGAUCGGGCGCGCCCUGAGGAAGGCCGCGAGCGCGCGCGCCUUGGCGCCGCAAACGAGCGCCGCCAUGGCGGCCGCGAGCGUCUCCGUGCCGGUGAUGCAGAUUCUCAGCCGCUCCUAUGCUUCCAAGCUUUUCAUUGGCGGCCUUGCUUGGGGCGUUGAUGAUGGAACCUUGAGGACCGCAUUCGCGAACUACGGCGAAGUCACGGAAGCGAGAGUUAUAAUGGAUCGUGAGACUGGAAGGUCGAGAGGAUUCGGCUUCGUUACCUUUGAGAACGACAACGAAGCGAAAGCAGCAGUCCAAGGAAUGGACGGCCAUGAGCUCGGCGGCCGUAGCAUUCGCGUCGACUACGCCUCGGACAGGCCAUCAGCUCCCAGACAAGACUUCGGCGGCGGUGGCUUCGGCGGUGGUGGCGGUGGCUAUGGCGGUGGCGGUGGUGGUUUCGGUGGCGGUGGUGGUGCCUAUGGCGGAGGCAACGAAGUAAUGUGAGAUCGAGAGAACACACAGGAACUGCCAAUGCCUAUUUAACAUAAGAAAAAGAAAAGGAGGGCUUUUUGAUAGGAGUGUGAUAGAAAAUUUGAGAACAAUGUAUUUGACUUCUAUAAA
Messenger RNA from Selaginella moellendorffii, 1051 nucleotides. Its product is annotated as glycine-rich RNA-binding protein 2, mitochondrial. Lineage: Eukaryota; Viridiplantae; Streptophyta; Lycopodiopsida; Selaginellales; Selaginellaceae. Gene Ontology annotation, molecular function: RNA binding. Bases 17 to 934 code for a protein of 305 amino acids. The transcript is spliced from 8 exons. The record is from RefSeq and is a predicted model, not a curated record.